This is a messenger RNA of Chiloscyllium plagiosum (whitespotted bambooshark), 2093 nucleotides long. The record is from RefSeq and is a predicted model, not a curated record. Lineage: Eukaryota; Metazoa; Chordata; Chondrichthyes; Orectolobiformes; Hemiscylliidae.
UUUAUUUGGAAGCACUAGCUUUCUGAACGCUGCUCCUUCAUCAGGUAGCUGUGGAGCAGAAGGUGAUGCUGAAGUUUCGUGUUUCAUGGGGCACCUUAUCCAUCUUGAACUGCUACUGCCUGUGGGACAAUAAACUACAUCUUUUGUUUAGAAUGGUCAGAAACAAGUUUAAUUGUCGUAGAGAAUUUCUGCCCUUAGUUAAGGGAAAAGCCCAGCAAGAAACUUUGACCUUCAAAUCUUGUGGGACAAUGGCAACACCACAGACAGUGCCAAACAUGUAAGUGUUUGCUCCAGCCUCGAGAAAAUCUGCAAAAUGUUUUUUUAGCGAAAAGCAAUGGAUGACAACAAUGUCAAGGUUCCUUGUUUGUCAUUAUUUGUGGGUAACUUAAAUCCGGAUUACUCAAAGGAGCUGCUGAGUUACAUGCUGAAGGAUUUACUUGCUGCAAUCGACGUUGUCCUGCAAAGACAUGACAUUGAAGUCUUCAAGAAGCACAAACGAGCCCAUGCAUUUAUUCGCAUGAAGACGGAGAAUGGAAUUCAAAAUAUCUUGAAACAACUUCAAGAUCCUGCCAUUUUGGAUCAAAACCACAUGAAAGGAUUAGUAGUUAAAGGGAAAACAUUAAAAGUUGCAAGGGAUAUCCGUGACUUUUCAGAUUACACCUUCGAUAAGAACAGUUCUGCAGAUACAUCAAAAUACGAAUCCCACAGUCAAGGACAAAAGGACAAGAGGAGACUGGAACAAACACAGGACACAUUGGGAUAUACCGCAGGGAAAUCCAGCUACCUCGCAAACAAAGUGAUGGACCAUUUAUCAACUCCUCUAAGUGGCACCAAGUCAGACAGUGCUAUCAUCGGUGGAGAGAUUGCUGGACAGGAGCGCUUAUUUUAUGGGGCACUGAUGGGGAGUGAGACAAGGAAUGUUGAAUUCAAACGUGGAGGAGGAGAAUAUCUGAACAUGGCUCUGAAGAACCAUGUUAGGAAAUAUGUCUGUGCGUUUCUGAACAGUGAAGGGGGCAGUUUGUUUGUGGGUGUGAAUGACGAUGGCACUGUGUGUGGAGUCGAAUGCAAUCACAAGGAUGAAGAUCGGGUUAGACUUCUGAUAGAUUCAAUUGUGAAAGGGUUUAAACCACCACUCUUCCCCAAUUCCUACUCUAUCACCUUCCUUCCAGUCAUCAAGGAUGGGGACACCGGGAUGUUUCUCAAAGUGAUGAGGUUAACUGUGCAUCCGCCCAAGAAGGAUGGUGAUGUGUUACUGUACGAGACUGACCAGGGUGAAGUGUACAUUCGUCGAGAUGGUAGCAUCCAAGGUCCACUAUCAGGAAGUUCCAUUCAGGAAUGGUGCAGACAGAAAUGGACAGUGGAAAUCAAGAAAUUGCAAGACACAAUCGACAACUUAGUCAAAGAGGAAUGUCGUUUGCAGGAGGAACUUCGUCAACAGCAACAGUCAAUCCUGGAACUGCAACAAUUGCAGCAAGAACUACAGGCAGUGAAUUCAGACAAGAUCGCUGUGUCAAAUCUGUGCUGCAUUAUUUAACCGCACAAGAGAUCAGGCCAACGCAGAGCACACUGCAGACAUCAGGGGCAACAGCCAUAAAACAAGCAACUCAGAAAUGACAGUUUAAUAAAACCUCUGCCGCAGACCUGAAAUUCUCAAUAGACUUCAAAGCAUUAAUAUGAUGCUCCAGAUUUCAGUGAGUUAUACCCAGCUUUGUCAUUAUCGAUAAUGGGGAUUGAUGGCCCAAAUGUGGGGAUUGAGAUUUUGCAUUUCCUCCCUUUCACUUGAAUUCUCCAGCAACUGUGGUUCUACUUGUUUAUAUCUGUGGGUUCAGUAUUUUGCCAAUGAUGUUAGUAGUAAAAGCAAGUGUCCCAGUGUGCUCAGAGGCAAAAGAAACCCUAGACAAAUCGAGAUGCAUUCUGUAGUUUCCCAGCUGAAUUUGUUGAAUUUAUAACUCUUCCAACACAGUAAGACGUCUAGAGGUGGUUCUCAGUCGUAUGCAGCAGAUAACAUGUGACCGAGAAAAUGCAGAUGAAUUUGAUUUUCAGAUUAACUCACAGAGGAGAUGGUCAGGUUUAGGGAGAGAAUUCCAAGUCUA